ACUGAUUGUCAUUGAUAGGUGGCACUGACAGGCACUGAUGGGUGACACUGAAAGGCAGCUCAGAUGGACGCUGAUAUGUGGCAUUGAUGGGCACUGGUAGGCACUGAUAUAUGGCAUUGAUGUGGCACUGGAACGUGGCACUGUUCAGCACUGGCAUCUGGCACUUAUGGACACUGGCAGGUGGCACUUCUGGGGCCACACUGAUCAUCAGGGCACACUGAUCAUCACUGUCAGCGUGACAGCUAGUGAGGAGAGAUAUGCCGAUAACCGGCAUUUCCCUGUUUACAUGUGAUCAGCUGUGAUUGGACA
Molecule: messenger RNA, 309 nt
Organism: Staurois parvus
Lineage: Eukaryota; Metazoa; Chordata; Amphibia; Anura; Ranidae
Source: the annotation of a GenBank genome assembly